Molecule: messenger RNA, 1707 nt
Organism: Danio aesculapii
Lineage: Eukaryota; Metazoa; Chordata; Actinopteri; Cypriniformes; Danionidae
Gene: dnajb12a
Product: DnaJ heat shock protein family (Hsp40) member B12a
Exons: 9
Coding region: 30-1145 (371 amino acids)
Biological process (GO): cellular response to misfolded protein
Cellular component (GO): endoplasmic reticulum membrane
Molecular function (GO): Hsp70 protein binding
Source: RefSeq, a predicted model, not a curated record
AGCGAUCAGUCAUCAGUUCCGCCGUCAAAAUGGACUCAAAUAAGGACGAAGCGGAUCGCUGCAUCGAAAUAGCGAUCGCAGCGCUGCGGGAUAAUGAACAGGACAAAGCCAGACGGUUUCUAGAAAAGGCACAGAGGCUGUUUCCCACCGACAAGGCGAGAUCUUUAUUAGAGUCUAUUAUCAUGAACGGAGGACCUUCCACAAGUGAAGAAAACAAUGGAGAACCUCAUGGUAUACGAAAUAGAAACCACAAAACGGAAGAUCAGUCCUCUGGUCAUAGUGCCACAGAAUCAGCCAAACCUUACACAUCAGAGCAACUGGAUGCUGUCAAAAGAAUAAAGAGAUGUAAGGACUAUUAUGAGACUCUUGGAGUCAGUAAAGAAGCCUCUGAGGAGGAUUUGAAGAAAGCUUACCGAAAAUUGGCUCUGAAGUUUCAUCCAGAUAAAAACCAUGCACCUGGUGCCACUGAAGCAUUUAAAGCUAUAGGUAAUGCGUACGCUGUUCUUAGUAAUCCUGAAAAAAGAAGGCAGUAUGAUGUCUACGGUGAAGAAAAAGCUCACCCUACUCACAGGCACAGGACCUAUCAUAGAAAUUUCGAGGCAGAUAUUUCCCCUGAGGAUCUGUUCAACAUGUUCUUUGGAGGUGGAUUUCCAACCAGUAAUGUGCAUGUGUACAGCAAUGGCAGGAUGAGGUUUGGCCACCAACAGAGACACGAACGACAAGAACAACAGAGGGAGGGUGGCCUUGCAUUGUUUGUCCAGCUGAUGCCCAUACUCAUUCUGAUAAUAGUCUCUGCUCUCAGCCAGAUGAUGGUUUCCAGUCCUCCAUACAGCCUCAGCCAUAGACCAUCCUUGGGCCACACAAACAGGCGACAAACUGCAACUCUGAAGGUGCCUUACUAUGUGGGCGACCACUUCUCAGAAGAAUAUAAGGGGAUGAAUCUCAAGAAUGUUGAACAAAGUGUGGAGGAGGACUAUAUAUCCAACCUGAGAAACAACUGCUGGAAGGAGAAACAGCAAAAGGAAGGCUUGUUGUAUCGGGCACGUUACUUUGGGGAUUCUGACUUGUACCAAAGGGCGCAGAAAAUGGCGACACCCAGUUGCUCGAAACUUUCCGAUAUACAGGUUGUGCUACACGGACACUGAGUAGCAGAAAGUAGUGUCCUGUCAUGACGUCAUUCUCACGAUGAUCGUGUACAGAAAAGUUCUGUUCUUCAUGCUAAAAUGGGACAUUUGCAUUGCACCAGUUCAAGAAAAGCAAAGAUAGCUGAUCCUGGUGCAACAAGAGUUCACUCAUCUCUCCUUCCAAAUCUGCAGAAAAUCCUUGAGAUCCUUGAAAACGGCUUUAAAUACGGAUUUAUUAAUGAAAUCGUUUAGGAAUUAAUAAUCUGAUGACUUGCUGGUAGAGAGGGAAGUACACCGCUGUUAAAUGGUAGUUGAUGCUGCUAGCUUACUGCUUUGUCUUUUUUUUUUAUCAUUUACACCUCUUUUCUUUUUGAAGCAUUUUUUCAACACCCAUGUUUGGGUUUUCUGAGCCAACUCUGACGUUUCUAGUAGUGUUUAAAUCUAUUAUCUGACCACAGAAAUAUAAAAGAUAUGUAGAUGUCAUUCAGGAUUGACAGAAUUGUUCACUGGAUUUUUAAAAAGAAUGUUUGAGAUUUAUGAACAUGGAAAUUAAUAUUUGUAUUUAUUAAAUUGUGUCAUACUA